AUGCCCGACGCCGUCAACCUGCAAGGCGCGGAUAACGAUUCCCCUGUCCGCUUCUUCCAGCUCUAUUUGCCUCAUGACGACGAACUGGCGGUCUCCCUGCUAAAGAGAGCAGUUACCAAUGGCUUUGCAGCAUGUAUACUCACGACUGAUACCUGGCAGCUUGGCUGGCGACUUGUCGAUGUCUUAACCUCUAGUUACGCGUUCUACCGCGGGAUUGGCGCGGAUUUAGGUUUUGCGGACCCGAUAUUCCAGAGACGCAUGGAAAAGACAGGGAUCGAUCCGAAGAAGCAACCCGAGGACGCAGGUGCAAUGUGGAUUGAUAAUAAGGAGUUGAGUUGUGGGAAGCCGUUUUGUACCAAAGAAUCCAAUCCGUGUGGAGACUUGGAUGUGGAUGGCAUCGUUGUCUCCAACCAUGCGGGCCGCCAAGUCGACGGCACAAUUGCCAGUCUUGACGCUCUUGAGAACAUCGUCAACGCAAGGAUCAGCGAGAAACUGACCGUCAUGUUUGAUUCAGGCGCGAGAGGCGCUUCGGACAUUAUAAAGGCGUUGUGUUUGGGCGCUAACUUCGUAUGGGUUGUUCGGAUGUGGAUAUACGGGUUGAGUAUUAUGGGCGAAGAGGGCGCCCGCCGUGUCAUGAAGUGCCUCGCCGAAUUUGACAUCUCCAUGCUCACGGCUGGAAUACGGAAUGUUGGCGAGAUGCAAAGGCGCCGGCAGGAAAGCUAUCCCAAGGGAUAUACGCUGAUUGCAAAGAAGGCCAAGCUUUGA
Cladophialophora bantiana CBS 173.52 is the source of this 765-nucleotide messenger RNA. RefSeq lists its product as uncharacterized. The transcript is spliced from 4 exons. Lineage: Eukaryota; Fungi; Ascomycota; Eurotiomycetes; Chaetothyriales; Herpotrichiellaceae. The record is from RefSeq and is a predicted model, not a curated record. Bases 1 to 765 code for a protein of 254 amino acids. Gene Ontology annotation, molecular function: oxidoreductase activity.